AUGAAAAAAUCACUUACUUUUGAUACUGAUUCUAAAUAUAACUUUUCUUAGAAAAUACAUCUAUUAAGACAUUAAAGAAACAAAGAUAAAAUAAAAGAAGCUAUCUUAAAAUUAGAAAAUCCUUUUGAUCCAUCAUAAAUUUCAUAAGCAUUAAAAUGUCUUGAAAAUUAAUUUCAAAGAAGAGCUUUAUUGGAUUAAAUUAUAUUAAUUAGAAAAGAAAAACUGAAGAUGUAGGAAUUGGAGAAAAUCAAUCAAAUGAAAGACAUACUAACGAAAGUUUCAAGAAAACUAUCCUUAAUAAAAAAUUAACAAACUAAAUACACUAGAGAUCAAGAUGAUUUCAAAAUUUUAUAAGAAGAAAGAAACAAAUUUGAUAAAUUUCAGUAUGAAAAUCUUAACUUUCAAAUUAAUGAGGACAAACAUUAAUUAAGAAGGCUUUCUAGUUUAAGUUUUUUAACUAAAGAGACAGACAAGUGGAAAGUUAAUCCAUAAUAAUAAAUAGUUUAACAAAAUUUAUUUGUUCGUAGAAAAACUUAAAGAAAUGCAUCUUUAAUUGUUAAUGCAGUCUAAAAGAAAUAAAUGUAUUAAUUUAUAUAUUAUUAAUAUUAGUUAUCUUUAAUCAGAACAGAAUACCACAAAUUCACUUAUUAUAUAAAAUAACUCAUUAUAAUUUCAGGAUUGA
Paramecium pentaurelia is the source of this 682-nucleotide messenger RNA. Lineage: Eukaryota; Ciliophora; Oligohymenophorea; Peniculida; Parameciidae. The record is from the annotation of a GenBank genome assembly.